AUGGCUCAGAGAGGAGUCCAGCAGGAGAAAAUCUCUUGUUCCAUCUGUUUGGAUCUACUGAAGGAUCCGGUGACUAUUCCUUGUGGACACAGUUACUGUAUGAACUGUAUUAAAGACUGCUGGGAUGGAGAAGAUCAGAUGGGAAUUUACAACUGUCCUCAAUGCAGGAAAACCUACAGCGAGAGACCUGUCCUCAAAAAAAACAUCAUGCUAGCAGAGUUGGUGGAAGAUUUGAAGAAGACUGGACUAAAAGCUGCUCCAGCUGAUCACUGCUAUGCUGGACCUGAUGAUGUGGCCUGUGAUGUCUGCACUGGGAGGAAGAUGAAAGCUGUCAAAUCCUGCUUAACGUGUUCAGCUUCUUACUGUGGGGAUCACCUCCAACCUCACUAUUAUACUCCACCAUUAAAAAUGCACAAGCUGGUGAAUCCAUCCCAGAAGCUGCAGGAGAGUAUCUGCUCUUGUCAUAAUAGGGUGUUGGAGAUCUUCUGUCGUACUGAUCAGCAGUGUAUCUGUUAUCUCUGCACUAUGGAUGAACAUAAAGACCAUGAAACAGUCCCAGCUGCAGCAGAAAGAGCUGAGAAGCAGAAGGAGCUCCAGGAGAGUCGACAACGAAUCCAUCAGAGAAUCCAGGACCAAGAGAAAGAUGUGAAGCUGCUUCAACAGGAGGUGGAGGCCAUCAAUGUCUCUGCUGAUAAAGCAGUGGAGGACAGUGAGAAGAUCUUCACUGAGCUGAUCUGUCUCCUCCAGGAAAGAAGCUCUGAUGUGAAGCAGCAGAUCAGAUCCCAGCAGGAAACUGAAGUGAGUCGAGUCAAAGAUGUUCAGGAGAAGCUGGAGCAGGAGAUCACUGAGCUGAAGAGGAAAGACGCUGAGCUGGAGCAGCUCUCACACACAGAG
Messenger RNA from Xiphophorus hellerii (green swordtail), 894 nucleotides. Its product is annotated as E3 ubiquitin/ISG15 ligase TRIM25-like. The transcript has a single exon. The annotation marks the transcript as partial. Gene Ontology annotation, molecular function: zinc ion binding. Lineage: Eukaryota; Metazoa; Chordata; Actinopteri; Cyprinodontiformes; Poeciliidae. The record is from RefSeq and is a predicted model, not a curated record.